Molecule: messenger RNA, 3630 nt
Organism: Xiphophorus couchianus (Monterrey platyfish)
Lineage: Eukaryota; Metazoa; Chordata; Actinopteri; Cyprinodontiformes; Poeciliidae
Product: kelch-like protein 33
Exons: 4
Coding region: 132-2588 (818 amino acids)
Molecular function (GO): protein binding
Source: RefSeq, a predicted model, not a curated record
GUGGAGUAGAAAUCUCAGUCUGAAGAGAAGUGGAAGACAGAUCUGUGUGUGAAAGAAGAGUUGGCGUUGAGGUGAACGUUUUAAGAGAUUUUGCCGAAUGCCUUCAGCAAAGUUAAAAAUCCACCUUUGACAUGGAGUUUACCAGGCGCUACCUUCCGAUGGAGUGGGAAGAACGAUGGAGGAAAGAAAAGGAGAGGAUUAAAAGAGUGAUUGAAGAAGGUGGAGAAGGGUUAGAACAGGACAACCGUGAGUUGAGGCGAAUUGUUGCUUACAACGAUUCCAGGAUGGGCCUAGCUAGUCAAGGAGAUAAAACUAAAGAGUCCGAGGUGAGAAAGACUCAAAGUAAUAAGGACGAUGCCGGUGGACAUACCAGUGAUGAGGCAGUUGAGGAUAUGGAACAUCAUGUCUACACAUUUUCAAGCAAUACCUUUCCUAAAGAGAUAUUUAUGACUCUUAAGGAACUGCAGAUUUCCUCUAUUCUUACAGACCUGACUCUGACUACUGAGGACGGCAGCAGCUUUAGUGUGCAUUCCCUAAUUCUGGCUGCUGUCAGUGCCUUCAUUCUAGAAAAACUUAAGGAAAAAAACACGGGACCGUCUUACAGUACUCAAGGGAAAGUCACAAUGUGGUCAGUACACAUGGGUAAUGAAGUUGACCAAACUGGGCUUCAGGCAGUUAUUGAGUUUGCUUACAGUGGAGAUCUAUCGAUUUUAAACAAAGACACUCUAACUCAGAUCAAAACUGCAGCUAAAAUACUGGAGGUCCCGCAACUGCUGGAUUUCUGCAACAACAUAAACGGGACAAAGGAAGAUCAAUGUCCUAAAACAGACCAGGAUAGAAUCUCUGCAGACGUACAUCUGAAGGAUACUCUACGAUCCAUUGAAAGGUUGUUGGAAGACAAAGUUGGAUGUGAUGUAAUUUUGGAACUGGAUGAGAUUUCUUUCCAUGUUCAUAGAAUUAUCCUGGCAGCAAGCAGCGACUACUUCCGUGGGAUGUUCACAUGUGGAAUGAAGGAAUCUCACCAGGCCUGCAUCGCUCUUCCCUUUGUACCGGCCUGUGAAUUGGAGGCACUAAUCGGUUGGUCCUACAGCGGGACUCUUCAUCUCAGCUGGGACUGUGUUUUUGAGAUAGCCUGCACUGCCCUGCAGCUUCAGUUUCAACCUGCUUUCUUGCUUUGCCUGAAAUUCAUGCGAGAAGAAAUGCAGGUAAACUGGUGUCUAGACGUGGAAUCAUUCGCUGAAGCAUAUGGCUUGUCAGAACUCCUCGAGGAAGCCAAUGACUUUACACUGAGGAACUUCAGGGAACUGUCAGCAACAGCAAAGUUUCAAGACCUUCCCGCAAAGAAGCUCCUGGACUUGCUCCGCUGCGAUGGUCUGUGCGUGCCUUCAGAGUUGACUGUAUUUCGUGCUGUAAUCUCCUGGAUUCAAGCGGAUCCUGAAGAGAGGUUGGCCCAGGCUGCUUUACUGAUGAGCGGAGUUCGUUUCCCACUCAUGACCUUUCGUGAGUUCAGGGAGGUCAGAGCAAUUAAUCUGCACAUGGAGUGCUUUGCAGACAAAGAAGUGGAACUCUAUGGAUCCGCUCUCAAAGAAUUUGGUUUCAGUCUCCCAAAGUCUGAUGAAUACUGCCGAAUCAGGCGACCUAAAGAUGCUCUUUGUGUGGUUGGGGGGGACCAACUGGAUCCAGAUGUGGGUAAACGUAUACCAAGCCAGGAUAUCUGGUUUGCCAACUCUUUGCGCAAUGGCACAGGAUUGGUGAAGGAGAUAGAGUGGAGGAGACUAGGUGAGAUUCCAGAAAAGCCAAAGUUCAGACAUGGCGUGGCAGUAAUGGACAGAAGGUUGUAUGUAGCUGGUGGAUGUUACUUUUAUGCCAAGGAUAACAUAAUGACAUCAGCCUACAGCUACGACCCCGUGACAAACACUUGGAAAAGGUUGGCCGACAUGCAGGAGCCAAGAAGUAACUUCUCAUUGGUGGUGCAUGAGGAGCGCCUUUAUGCCAUUGGUGGAGACAAAGAGAUUGACACCAACACAGACAGCGUUGAGAUGUAUAAACCAGAUAGCAACUCGUGGAGCUUCGUCCGCCCUCUGGACCAGGCUCUCAGUGGCUAUGGAGUCUCUGCCAUAAACGGAGGCAUCUUCAUCUCUGGAGGUUUUAACUGUAAAUAUGUGUGCCUGGCCUCCAUGUUCCUGUACCACCCGGAGAGAGGAAGCGUCUACCUGGCGGACAUGUCCCGUGACCGAGCCCAACACUGUAUGGAAGCAUUGCAAGGACGCCUUUACGUUGCCGGUGGGCUGUGUAACCUGAGGAAGUUCUACACCGAUCAGCUUGCCUGUGAGGUGUACGACCCAGUGACAGACUCUUGGGCUGAUUUUUCCUCGCUGCCAGUGCCCCAUGUUGGUUCUGCCUCGGCUGUCCUGGAGGAGAAGCUUUAUGUUCUGGGAGGAUACUGCCAGGACAAUUACAGCGAGUCGGGACUGGUCCAUCGGUUUGACCCCGGCCUCCAGCGGUGGGAGACCAUGGGCAAGCUACCAGGGGCUAUUACUGACAUUAAGGCAUGUCUUCUCCACUUGCCCCAGCAAUUCAGACACUAACCAGAUGGUCAUAAUCAUAAACCGUUACAGAAAAUCCAACCUGUCAAUUUGACUCGCAAAGGUAUAAAAUGACUUACAAAAGUAUUAUUUAAUAGGUAGACCAACACAAAGUAGUGCAUAACUGGGAAGUGGAAUUGUAUUCGUCUUCAACUUAGCCCAUCUUGUUCCACAUGUCUUCUUUCUACAGCCAAACCGCUGAAGUGACUGAAGUUUCCCCCAAAUCUUUCUUGGUGCUUCUCCAGUUCAUCAACUUCAUUCUUCAGGACGCUAAUAUCUAUUUUCUGGUUGCUUGUGGAUCUGGUCAACUCUGCAAGAAUAUAUGCGCAACAUAUUCAGUUUAAUAUGUGCAAACCUUAAGUAAUUUACCAGAAAAUAAAUAAAAUGCUGUUCAACUGUCAAAAUUACCUUCGCUUUUGAACUGAACCACCUGCAGUUGGUUUUCCAGGUCCGUCUCGGUGACGUUCAGUCAGGAUUCUAGAUCGACUCUGAGGGCCUGAGUUGUUGAGUUUAGGCGGGAAAUCUGAUUCUCGUGCGAGUUCAGCAGAGUUUUACUGCUGUUGAACGAAGCUUCAGUUUCCAUCUCUAAAGUUAUAAUUUUCACUUUGAUGUAAUAAAAAACAAAAAGAGUGCAAAAGUCAAUAUAAAAUAUUAAAUUGCCUUCAAUCCCAUUACUGGCACGUUAAACACUAUGUGAACAACAACGUGGCAACAAAAAAGAAAUAUUUUUACUAAUCUGGUUUAUGCCUUAUUUAAAAGAAACUUAUCGUCCACUUCGAUAAUCUUGAAUUUUGGUCAUUUGAUCGUGUCAUUGCAGAACUACCUUCAGUGGUUUCCUCAAUCAUCUGUAGUUUCUUUUCAAGGUCAGUCUUGGUGGCAACCAGUCGGUCUUCAAGGUUCACUUCAAGACCCCGAGUCGUUCGAUUCAGGAGGGUAAGUUCAUUUUUGUUCGCUUCCAGUAAAGGCUUUGGUGUCGUUGAUUGAAUCUUCGGUUUCCAUCUGUAGAUGGAAAAGCUUGGCUUUUAUGGCCAAAACAGGUCAACAA